AUGAGAAUUGCUUCCAUUUUAACAGCCGCUGUCACAAUUUUAUCUGUUGCUAACAGUGCUCCAACUAAGACAGAAGAAACAAAAGUUUCUAUUCAGAAGAGAGACUUAACCAUUGGACAAUUAAUAUCUUACAUUGAGGAUGUUAUUUUAGGUAAGCCAAUUCCAGCAAACCUUCCAAUUCCAAGUGGAGUCCCAACCAAUCCUGGUCUUGCUUUAGCUGAACUUAUUCCAAAGGAUUUGUUAAACGUGCAACUUGGGGAUCUCGUCAACUUGCAAAUCCCAGCUUUACCUACUUCUGUUCCAGAAUUAUUGCAAGAAAUUGGUAAUGUUUUGUAA
Scheffersomyces amazonensis is the source of this 336-nucleotide messenger RNA. RefSeq lists its product as uncharacterized. The coding region runs from base 1 to 336 and encodes 111 amino acids. The transcript has a single exon. The record is from RefSeq and is a predicted model, not a curated record. Lineage: Eukaryota; Fungi; Ascomycota; Pichiomycetes; Serinales; Debaryomycetaceae.